Messenger RNA from Labrus bergylta (ballan wrasse), 1891 nucleotides. RefSeq names its product TRAF interacting protein with forkhead associated domain (gene tifa). NCBI's taxonomy places the organism in Eukaryota, Metazoa, Chordata, Actinopteri, Labriformes, Labridae. The record is from RefSeq and is a predicted model, not a curated record. Gene Ontology annotation, biological process: canonical NF-kappaB signal transduction. Gene Ontology annotation, molecular function: protein binding.
AUUGCUAAGAAAAAGUCAGCAGGGGAGUUCCUGUUUUCGUUUUCAGGACCAUCAUCUUUACUUCAGUCUGAGACUAUACUUUCUUUUUUUAAGGACGGAGUUAAAGCCCAGAUCUGUGUCUUCAAAUAAAUAAAUACAACUUCAAAAACAGCCUUUCAUCACUGAAGUUCAACAGGUCAAUUUAUCUUCCACUGAUUUCAUCAUCUUUCCCAAUGAAUGUCUCCCAAACAAUGGAGACAGAGGAGGAUCUCCUGACUUGUCUCCAAAUCAAGUUUUACAACCCACAUCAGAAUGUCAAAGGUCUCUAUGAGCUGCUUCCCUUGGGGACCAGGAGCCGACAAUAUGCAGAUGUCCCUCUCAGGCUGGGACGAGAUGCCAAGUCCUGCACCUUUGCCCUCAAUGACAUGCGCGUGUCCCGCAAACAGCUGGCCCUCUACGCCUACCGCACUCCACAGAGCCCCGACAUGCUCUUCACCAUCCAGAACUUGAGUCAGAGAGGAAGACUGUCAGUGAACAGCUCGGUGCUGAACUUCCUUGAGAGGAUGGACCUUCCAAACAAGGCCCUCAUCCGGUUUGGAGAGUAUGAGAUGCUGAUCAUCCGCGAGGCGGGCGAGGCCAAGGGGAGCUUCGAGGUGGAGUUUGAGGUGCUGACAGUGCCUCCGUCCAGAGAGACAUGCAUGUGUGUGCCCAGUAUGAACCCAGUCAUGGACACAGGCUCAAGUGGGACUAAUAGUUUCACAGCUGAACUCGCAGCACUGGGCCCUCUGGAGACUGAUGAAACUCUUAUGUACCAGUCAUGAUGUCAGAUGUUACUUUGUUUGUACUGAUAUACUCUCCACAGUUGUUCUUUGCAUCUGGAUAACACCCCCUUCUGUAAUGUGAAAUCAUAUUUACACCAUGUAUCUAUUGCAUUAUAUUUUUUAGUUAACAGUUAUUUGUUAUAUUUUUCUAACUUGAGCACAUUACAUUGUUUUUUAAAAAGCAUCUUAUUGUGUUGUUUAAUUACUGUGUUUGUCAGACAUAUUUGUUACAAGAAAUUCAGGGAAACCUUCAUUUGAUGGCAAUCUUUGAUUCUGCCUUCUCCCUGGAAAAACAAAAGACGUAUGGAGAUGCAACCAGUUUGACCAGUUUGGCUUUGAGAUAAGCUUCCACACUUCUUCAGAUGAACUGUUAAGGGAAACUGUCUUGAGAAGAGCAAAAAAAAAAAAUUAUGUUCAAUCACAAUGAUGUAAAAUUGUUUUUUAUGUUUAUGUGAACAGUUAUGUUCUUCAGCUCAGGUUAAUACCAGGCAUGAAUACAAAUGUUGGAAAAUCGGUUUCACUCUGUGGGGCGAAACAAUAAGGCAAAACCUCUCCGGGGUAAAAAAAAAACGCUAUAACCCCAGCAAGAUGUCAGAGAUUAGAACCACCGGUCAGGUAUCCUGUUUGGAUUUUUUUAUAGUCAUAUAACAAAGUCCAGGCUGAUAUCGUUGGAAUGUGAUGCACCAUCAAAACCCCCAUAACCACCACCCCCCCCCUCACAGACAGAGUAUUGAAACUGUAAACCUCCCUGGAAUUCUGGAAAGUCCACCAAGGAGGGAGUGUGUGCAGUCAGUGUGUGUGUGUCAGGGCCUCAAGAGAGUCGUCAUUUGAACUGAAAUGACCUCAGUGAGCAAAUCAAACUUUUCAAAAAGGGAAUAGAGAAAUGACCCGCCUCACUCUUUGAAACAGAUCUUGAAGGUCUUUCUUUAAACUGACAAUAACACAGCUACAGUUUUUUUCAAGAAUGGCUCUUUUUCAGGAUGUCAAAUAUUUUCAUAGGCUACUACAUGUGUCGGAUACAAUCUCCAUUAUUUGAAUGGUUGAAUCAAAAAAGGACUGAAGCUUAAAAAAAUAAAAAAAAUAAAAAACUA